UUUGUCUACAAAUCAGCACCACCUUUUCACACUUUUAGAAUGUAAACAGAUCGGAAUUGAUGAUAUCAAAAGAGUUUAUGGGCUAAUUUUGAGAAAAAUAAUUGACUAUAAUCGGAUUUUUCUGCGAGGUGCUGGCGGUCCGCCCGGUGUGGCCGUGGCCGUCAGCAGUGAGCGGCCCUGCCCAGCGGCACCGAGCGCUGAGCGGCUCCGACCGCGGCUCUGAGCGGUGACCGGCGGCUGUGACCGCGGCGCCGUCACCAUGAUGCCGGUGGUGCGGACGCCGAUGGAGGGCGGCGGCGGCGGCGGCGGCGGCCCGCACGGCCCGACCGGCGGAUCCAUCUCCCUCGGCCACCUGAUCGACUUUAUCGUGCAGCGCACCUACCAUGAACUCACCGUGCUCUCAGAGCUGCUGCCGCGCAAAAACGACAUGGAGCGCAAAAUCGAAAUUGUCCAGUUUGCCUCCCGGACGCGCCAGUUGUGUAUCCGGUUAUUGGCGCUGGUUAAAUGGGCGGGCAGCGUCUCCAAGGUGGACAAGAGUGCCGGCAUCAUGGCCUUCCUCGACAAGCAGAGCAUGCUGUUCAUCGACACGGCUGACAAACUGUCGCAGAUGGCGCGCCAGGAACUGGUGGCCGCCCGCCUGCCGACGUUCCACAUCCCGGCGGCAGUCGAGGUGCUCACCACCGGCUCCUACAGCCGGCUGCCGCUGUGUAUCCGCGAGCGGAUCGUACCAGCCAAGGCUAUCACCCCUGUCGAGAAGGCCACCACGCUACAGAGGCUGGACCAGAUCAUCGAGCACCGGCUGGUGACCGCCGACCUGCCGCCACAGAUGCUACAGCUCAAGAUCGGCGGCGGCCGCGUCCGCAUCACGGUCGAACACGAGUUUCAGGUGUCGCUAACACUGAUGGGAGACGGCCCGACUGUGCCCUGGACCCUGCUCGAGAUCGAAAUCCUCGUGGAGGACAAGGAGACGGGCGAGGGAAAGAGUCUGGUGCACCCACUGCAGGUUCACUACCUGCACCAGCUGGUGAGCUCGUACCUGGCCGACUCUGCUCGCCCUCUGCACGACAUCUACACCAUCCUGCACUCGUUCUGCCAGAGCCUGCAGCUGGAGGUGCUCCACUCGCAGGUGGUUCAGCUGUGCAGGGACCGACUCGGAGAUAAUGUGCGCGUGCACGACUACCAGCCGGGCCGACUGCUCUCGGUGGCCUACUGGCGGGAGGUGACGGGCCGCGAGGCGCGCUCGGAGCCGGCCUACCGGGUGUCGCUGCAGGCGGACCCGGCGGACGCCGGCCGGCCGCUGCUGGUCACCCACUGGCCGCCGCUGCAGGACAGCCGCAGCGCCGAGCAGGCCGAGCGCGCCGUCCGAUCCGACCGGCUGUCGCUGGAGCGGCUGCUGGUGCACACCAUCCACCUGCGCAGCCGCGCCGUGCUGGCCGACAUGCGCGAGCAGCUGGCGCGGCUGGUGCAGCUGCCGGCCGAGCAGCUGACGCUGGCCGGCUCGCCGGCCGUGCUGUCCGUACCCCUGCUGCAGCCGUGCCUCAAAGGCGAGCACCUGCUGGUGGCAGUGGACGUGCACCGCGGCACGCUGUCGGCGCACGUACCGCUCUACGAGACGCCCGUGUGUGAGGAGGUGACGGCCGCGCUCAACGGAGACCGCUCCCAGCUGCGCGCGCUGCUCACUCGGCUCCGGUUCUGGGUGACGCUACGCCGGGCCGAAAAGACGCUGCAGCACCUGCCGGCCUCGGCGCACGAGGCGCUGCCGCUCUCCUACCGGGAGGGCCACCCGCUGGGCCGGCUGCCGGCGCACCAGAUCUACGUGCGCCUGCACCGGUUCCCGCGCAGGGUGCUGGUGGUGGUGUGUCAGGAGCGGCCGGGCAGUCCCAACAGCAUGACCUACAGCUUCUACAUGGUGACCGUGAAGCCGUGCAGCAUCGAGGACGGCAGCGAGGACGCCAACGAGCGCCACCUGCCCAAAAAGUACCUUAAGGUGCUGACGUUUGUCGAGCUGGACACGUUCCUGUGUCUGCACGGGCCGGGCACCGUGUUGGAGGCGGGCGUCGCCGAGACGCCGCGCCAGCGCGCCCCCUCGGCGCCCGGCUCGCCGUCGCGCGCCGCCGGAUCUCCCGCCUUCUUCAUCACCGAGCUGGCCCAGGUGGUGGCGCUGUGUGACGAGCAGAUCCCGUGCGCAGCGCUCUGCAGCGAGCUCAGCCGACAGCGCGUGCCGCACGGAGGCGCCGCCGUCGACCCCAGCGGCCAGUCGCGCUACAUCCGUCUGAUCGACCUGCCGACGGUGGCGGACGUGGAGCCGGUGGCCAUGGAGCAGCUGCGCCGCGCCCUGCUCUCGGCCACCAUCACACAGCAGGAGGACAAGCAGGGCUCGCGCUGGGCCGUCGAGUACGUGUUCCACGGCGCACCGGCGCGCUCCCAGCAGCGGCGAGAGCAGGCCAGCCGGCGACUGGUGCACUUUUGGUACCCGCAGCCGGCCGUGGAGGCCGUCUCAGAGGUGGUGGACCGGCUGCUGGCCGACUGGCGCCAGAUGGCCGAGCUGUACGCCCUGCUGCUGGCCUACCAGCAGUUCGUGGCCGACGACCGGCAGCGCGGCCUCAGCCAACUCACGGAGAUCUCGUCGUUCACGUAUCGGACGCUGACGCUGGCCUACGGGCCCGACAGGGGGUCCACGGUGAAAGUCGAGUACAGCAGUGACGAGAAGAGGUUCCGGCUUAGCUUCGGCAUCAACGCUAGGUCGAGCAGCGCCACCAACCCGCACGCCAUGCUGCGUGGUCAGCUGGAGGACCUGCUGAACGCGGAGCGGUCGCUGGCGCAGCUGAUGGUGGCUCUGGACAGCACCUACUCGCCGCUGGUCUCGCUCGACAAGCUGUCCGCCACGCCGCGGCUGGGCGUACGCAGCGACCGCCCGCUGGAGCCCGUGCCCAACUUCAUCCUGCUGCCGCAGACGGCCUGGCACGUGCGGCUCGUCUACCGCAAGACCUACUGUCUGUCGAUCCACCUGCACAGCGACGAGCUGGUAUCGGUGCGCGACGGCGCCUUCUGUGUGUCCGACCGCAGCCGGCCGCUGGACGAGCUGACGCCGCUGCGCAACCUGUCCGCCUUCCUGGCCAAGUACGCGGCCGACCCGUCCUUCUCGGGGGUGGGCGGAGAGGACGACACCCCGCCGUCGCCCACCAGUCUGGAGCUGGACCCGCCGUCAGCGGUGCCGGCGCCGGCCGCCCGGCCCAGUGGCUCGCCGGCCGCACACGCGCGGUUCGCGCACCCGAUGACGCCCGGCUCGCUGUCGCAGCCCCACACGCCGGCCAGCCCGCUGCAGCCGUCGCCGGCGCCGGCCGCGCCGGUCGUCUCCAGCUCACCGGCGCCGUCCUCGACGCCGCUGCACGCGCCGUCGCCGGGCUUCCUGCCGGCGCCCAGUCCGAGCCACGUGGGCCACAGUCCGGCGGCGGCCGGCGCCAUGAGUCCGUUCACCGCCCAGCCGCUCAUGUCACCGGCGGUGGCUGGGUCGCCGGCCGUCUCCAAGGCGCCGGCCACCCGACUGCGGCCGGCCGCCGCACCCGUCAUGCUGUCGCACGAGUCGUUUGACCAGCUCUGCACGCGCGCGCCGGUGCCGCCGGCUGCGCUGCGCGCGGCGCCGGACGUGAUGCAGGUAUCGCCGCUGGAGCGGCACCUCGGCUGCGUCUACCUGCGUGCCCACCUGAGGAAGACGCUCGAAUCGCCGUCCACGCCGAGCAUCGUGCGCCUGCAGCCGACCGAGCAGGGCGUCAUCAUGUUCAAGACGACGUGUCUGCAGUGCCGCGUCCGGCUGGAGCCCGAGCACGUGCAGACUCUGCACCUCAGCGUACAACCUAACCCGGACAGCAUGGAGCAGUGGCAGCCAGAGGAGAUGCAGGUGUUGGAGCGCUACUUUGAGACCAAGGUGGCCGUGCCGCCGUACCGACACAACACGCUGAAGACGUUCAUCACCAUGCUGAACAGGCAGGCCAAGGUGCUGCGCGACUUCAUCCGCAUCCUGCAGCUGGAGGAGAUAACGUCCGACCCCAACAACCCAAAGGCGUCGGCGAUGAACUGGUCGGUCGAGUGGUGCACCACCUCUCACCCGGCCGCAUUGCCGGCCCUCAUCCCCGUCGGCCUCGUCUCACUCAUCAUCGUCGGCAACAAGGUGCUCUUCUUCCUGCAGCUGACGCGCCGGCUGGCGGCGCCGACCGGUUCCGAGCCGGCCCGCAUCGUCCUGCCGGUCGUCUAUGAUAUGGCCGAUAACAUGACGCAGUGUGCCGACAAGAAGGACUACCAGCCCAACCAGGUGGCGCAACAGGUGAACCAGCUGAUGCGGCGCAGCAGCGAGCUGGCUGCCCAGGCCGGUGAGUGCUCCUUGUUCCGCGCCGUGCACGAUGUGGUGCACAGCUUCGCGCUGCCCACCGAGCAGCCGCAGGCGGUGGCGCCACCUCUCGGCAGCGACGGUGGCGCCCCUGGCGGCCAGAUGAUGAUGCAGCAGCGCCAGUACCAGCAGCAGCGGCCCAUGGGCGGCAUGAUGCCCAGCAUGAUGGGCGCUGGCCAGCCGGGGCCCAGGGACCGCAUGCAGUGACCGGCCGGCCGCGCAGUGUCCCAGGGCUCAAUGGCGGCGCGUCGUUAUCUGACACGUCCCUCAUGUGACCAUGUCACGUGCGGCGCUGCCCGGGAUACCGGCCCGAAAUGGCUGCGUGAUGGGCCGUCCACCGCCGCGUUUUAGAAUGAUUUCCGUUAUCACCUAACUGCAUACCAUGUGGAGUGGCCGCAGGCAGUGUGCACUGUGCAUCAGGCGGAGGGAACCGCCAGUUUGUAUUUGGUCCCAUAUUAUGCAGUUCCGGGAGUCUCGCGAAUUUCAUGUGUCCAUUGUGCUCUCUGGGAUGAGGCAAAUAGCUCUAUGUUACCGUGGAAAUAUACCACAUCGCUCCA
Messenger RNA from Amphibalanus amphitrite, 4941 nucleotides. Its product is annotated as mediator of RNA polymerase II transcription subunit 14-like. Bases 260 to 4591 code for a protein of 1443 amino acids. NCBI's taxonomy places the organism in Eukaryota, Metazoa, Arthropoda, Thecostraca, Balanomorpha, Balanidae. The transcript has 16 exons. The record is from RefSeq and is a predicted model, not a curated record. Gene Ontology annotation, cellular component: core mediator complex; mediator complex. Gene Ontology annotation, molecular function: transcription coregulator activity. Gene Ontology annotation, biological process: regulation of transcription by RNA polymerase II.